AUUCAUUAUAUUUUGUUAUAAAUAUAUUAUAAUAUAAAUUAUAAUAAAAAAAAUGAAAUAUUUAAUAGUAUUUAUUAUUUGUUUUUCUCUAUUGCUUUUAAGAGGAGAUGCAUUCUCACAUUUUGAAACAAUAGAUGACAGCGCAUAUACAACCGAUGAAGGUUUUGAACACCAUCAUUGCUGGCACAAAGGAUUUGACGGUUAUAAUACAGAAUUUGCUCUUUCUAGUUUUAAUACUUACUAUCCAACACCAAAAGGAAUUAUACCAGCCUCUUUUUAUGAAGGUGGUGUAAUUGAUGUUAGUCUAAAAAAACAAAUGAUGUAUGUACAUUUUGGAGUUGUUGCUAAAAAAGAAGAUGGUAGUAGUCUUGUAUUUGCAGGAAGAUUAUAUACCUAUGGUGAAAAUUCUACACAAUAUGUUAUAAUGAAUGGUUCAUCAACAUGCUAUGCUAUGCCUCUUCAAUAUCCAUUCCCAAAGGAGUGGCCAAAAGUAAAAAAAGUAGGCUCCACAGUAUUAGGUGAUGUAGAAGUAGAUGUUAUUAUAAUGAAAAAUAAUAAUAUGACAGGAUAUAAUAUGACUAGACAAUGCUCUUUAAUUAGAAAAGGCUCAUGUGCACCAUUGUCAUCAAAUAUUGGAAAUGCAGAUAAAAAUGAAUUAGGUUUUUCAUUAAUGAAUUUCUACCGUUAUGAAGGCAAACCCAACUUAACAAAGAUUCAAUUACCACAAGAAUGUUAUGGUGUAACCCCAUCCGAUGAAGUAUUCCAACCAACUCAAUUCGAUGAUGAUGAUGAACUAUCGUUCUUUGCCAAUCAAGAAGAUGAACAAUUUGAAGAAACUGAUGAUGUAACCAACCAAGAUGAGCCACAAGAACAAACAUUUGGAAUUCACAAAAAUCUUGACAUUAAUAAUAAUAACCAUCACAAUAGACACCAUCGUCCACACCCACAUCAUCGUCGUCCACAUGGUCACCCACACGGUCACCCACACGGUCGUCAUCCACACCAUGGACACCACCCAUACCAUCCACACCACAUUACUAAAGAUGGGGAAUUUAUUUAUUAUCCACAUGCUGCUGAUCUUGUUUUAAUUCAUUAAACUCAAUUAAUAUCCCAAAUAAUAAAUAGUAUAUAUAAAUAAAAUAUCUCUUUAUCUUAUAAUUAUAUCUAGAUAAUCAUAUUAUAUUUCAAUUAAUAAUAUUAUUAUAAAUAAAAAAAUAAAAAUACAAAAAAAUAUAUAU
Messenger RNA from Dictyostelium purpureum, 1238 nucleotides. RefSeq lists its product as uncharacterized. The transcript has 3 exons. Lineage: Eukaryota; Evosea; Eumycetozoa; Dictyosteliales; Dictyosteliaceae. Bases 53 to 1096 code for a protein of 347 amino acids. The record is from RefSeq and is a predicted model, not a curated record.